AUAUUUUCAUAUACUGCCCAGAUGUCCGAUUACUUUUGUGCUAAACGUUGAAUUGUGAAAAUGUGACACACUUGAUCGAAUUAAUACAUAUUGUUUAAGUGAAUUGUUUUGUGUUGUCUUCUAACAAAAUCCAUGCAAAAAUGAGUACUGCAUCUGAAAUUGUAUAUAAUUAUGAGGAUAGAUUGAGGAAUAGAAAUCAUGGAUUGCCCGAAAAAGUGUUUGUUAAUAGAGAAUCCCUUAUCACAGUUUUAUUCGAAAAUCCUCAUGUUAAAACGAUUCAUCAUAUUGCAAUAGUUCUUUUCUUAGGACUUGGUUCCUUAACUUUUAUCAAGGGCUAUUUAGAAAAUAAUGAAUUAACAUCAGGAUUUCGUUUGAUAAGAGGGGGUUUCAAAAAUUUUCACAUAUCUAUAAUCACAUGGUUGUUUUUAUAUUUUUUAGUGUGUUGUUCGUAUUAUCUUUUUAUGACUUGGGCAAGACUGCGACAUCGUUUUCCUCCAAGAUCAUUCAUUAGAUGGCAUGUGGAUGUUACAUUUCUUACGAUCCUUAUAUUAUAUUAUUUAUUGUCCUAUUAUUUAAUUGGCUACGUUGUAACGGCUUUCAAUUUACCAACUGGCUCAGCUGGUUUCAUUUUAGUUGAUCAGACAAGACUGUUGAUGAAAGUACAUGCCUUCGUCAGAAGUAAUGCACCAAAAGUAUUGCGAUUCAAAGAAAAAUCGGAUGAUCGUUUAAUUUUGCCAAACUUUAAACAUUUCGUAUUUUUCACGUGGAUACCAACAUUGGUUUAUAAGGACGAAUAUCCUAGGACUAGCGAAAUCAAAUGGCGCAGAGUGGCUGGUUACGCCUCGGAAAUUAUUGCUGUGGUGUUCUUCUACUCCUUCGUCCUUGAGAGAUUCAUGAUCCCUCUAUUCAAGGAUUUCGGGAUCAGGAGAUUUUCUCGUUCGGAACUUCUCCUGGCCUUCCUGGAGUCUAUUCUUCCAGGUAUUAUGUACUUGGUUGUAACGUUUUACCUCAUCCUUCAUCUGGUGCAGAAUCUCUUCGCCGAAUUGUUGUAUUUCGGUGACAGAAUGUUUUACAAGGACUGGUGGACGUCCACAGAUUUUCCAACUUAUUACAGAAAAUGGAAUGUUGUCGUCCACGAUUGGCUGUACGCCUAUGUUUAUAAAGACUGUUACGAAAUCUUGUGCCCUGGAAGUAAAAUCGUAGCGAAAUAUGUCACAUUUUUCUUGUCAUCAAUAGUUCACGAAUGGAUUAUUUCCAAUAUGUUAGGAUAUUUUCUACCAAUAAUGUUUAUACAGUUCUUCGGCGUGGGGACAAUAUUAACUUAUGUAAGAUUCCCACGAAAUGCUCUCUUCAAUAUGAUGUUAUGGUUCAAUUUAGCGCUAGGCAGUGGAAUGAUGAUGACAGCCUAUGCUUUGGAAUUUUACGCCAGAAUGAAUGAAGUACCUUCUUCAACUGGAAGUUGGGAUUUUUAUGUACCUAGAUUUUUGACUUGUGAUGUUUGUUAUAUAGAUUAAUCAUAAGGAUUUAUUUUUAUACAUUAAAUAACUCGUCAACUUUU
Messenger RNA from Harmonia axyridis, 1558 nucleotides. Its product is annotated as sterol O-acyltransferase 1-like. NCBI's taxonomy places the organism in Eukaryota, Metazoa, Arthropoda, Insecta, Coleoptera, Coccinellidae. Gene Ontology annotation, biological process: cholesterol metabolic process. The transcript has 6 exons. Gene Ontology annotation, cellular component: endoplasmic reticulum membrane. The record is from RefSeq and is a predicted model, not a curated record. The coding region runs from base 141 to 1514 and encodes 457 amino acids.